AUGAAGCCAUCAUACCGCGUGAAAAAUGGAUUAAACUCACAUCUACGACAAUCUCAAAAAGAACAUGCACAAUCAAACCCCAACGUCCAGUUCAUUGUUGCAGCUGAGUUUGACAACAAAUCGGGACCUGUCAUCAAGCAUCAAUAUCCUAAAACAAUUCCGGGGUUUCGAACAGUCGGUAACGAUUCCUUAGGCUCGCAUUUGGCAAGUUUAAUGAUUCCGAAUAGCGUUGAGAAUCAUCCAGGCAAGGCAGAUUUCACCGUAUUCGUCCUAUACAAGUAUCAAAAUAUGUACCAGCUAUUCCCUGUUUCGAGUAAUAAAGAUGCAGAGAAAGCGCUGGAUGCAGCAUCAAUUAUUGAGGAAGAGGCUCUCGAUGAAGAGCAAGAAGAUAGUUUUCCAAACGGGAAUUUGGAUUCUGGAUUAGCAAAUAACGGUAAACAGACGCAUGAACCACCACUAUUUUUCCUAAGUGUAGUAAAUACCCUACUUGAUAAGAAUAAUGAUAGAGGUGCAUAUAUAAAAGCAAUUGCAUUGGGGACUACGAUGACAAACUUCUAUACGUUCAAACCCCUACUAACUAUGGUUCUAGAUUACUACAUGAGUUCCAAUACUAACGAUGUAAGGAUACUUAUAGACUGUUUUGAUAUGAUCAAUAGUCUGGAUCUUUCAUUGGUUACAAGAUUUCAUUCAAAUACUAUUCUUCAAAGUAUUUUGAACUCAAUAAAUGACGAGGAUAUUACUUCCAAAAUUUUUGAUCCACAGGACUCUUCAUUGCCAAAUAUCUUACGAGUCAACGAAUUACCGAGGAAAGAUCGCUACGGAAAUGAAAUUCAAUUUAAAAAGAGAGUUCUUCAAUAUAAGUUUUCAACAUUUAUACCAAAGGUUUUACCUGCGUACUUCACCAAGAUACCAUUACAAAUUGAUCUUAUAAAACAUGAUAAUAUAAAAAUUGAAACAAACUAUAAUCACUCAAUCCUUAAACUCUUAUUAAGACUUAUACCUAUGUUCAAAGAGCUCAAUGAUUCAGAAUAUUCAUGGAGGCUCAUGAUAAAUUCUACCCAAUCAUCCAAAGAUGAACUAUGUCAAUUUGUGAUAGCAUUAUCUAAUCUCAUAAAUGGGUUUUGUUCAGAUUAUUUUGAUGGUUCAUCUAUAUGUAUUUUCCCUUACAUGGAGAUAUCAAUUAUUGACGUGUUCAGAGAAAACUUUACGGGCGAGUUUACGAAAGGGAAAUUUUUCAGUGUAGCUGGUGUAUCAAAUCCAAUAUUCCAAUAUCAAGUCGAUGUAUGGGAUUAUUACUACGAUAUGGAUACAGACAUUCUAAUAAAAUCAAAAUCUCUUUCACCAGAAGAGAAGAAUAAAGUUAAGACUCAAGGAAUUAGGUCAAUAUUUUCGAGGUACACUAGCUCACAGGAACAGGUGAACAAACAGAACAGGGCAAAAUUACAUACAAAAGAGGGCUUAAUGACAAUUAUAAUAAAUCUUUUGAUCAAAGGACAGCAUGACAAUGAGACGGUCUUAAAUACCUUGAAACGGGCUAGCAUACUUCAACUCUUACACCUAAUAAACAAUGGUCGCGAUGGUAUUAAUGGGGUUGAAAUGACACUAAAAGACCAAUAUAUCAUAAAUUACAAAGAUUUAAUUGUUUUCGCUGAUAUUUUCGAGUAUAAUUCCUUGAAGGUAUUGAAUCUUUUAAACAACUUAGAAUUGGAUAUAUCAAAAAUAUUCUGGCCGAACAUUACCAAUACAUACCAGAUUAAAAAGAGAUUGUUAUUGGAUUUAUACAAACAUUUGAAACAGUUGCAUAAGUUUAUUUCGGUGAAUAAAAAGAACUUAGGAAAAUUCCUUAAUAUUGCCAUGAAUUACCCAUUGGUAUCUGCUUUUGACGGGAUAAACAUAGCUCAAGAUGACCUUGCCGAUUUGAAUAUUGAAAAACUUUUAGCAUCCGAAAGGUCAAGCAUGAAAUCGAUUGAUUCUCUUUAUGAUGGAAGUGCUCCUAAUGACACAAUCGAUCACUUUAAUACAUACAAGGCAUUCAACCUUCUCCUUCUCCCACUAUUUUUAAAUCCACAAUUGGAACAUGAUGAUUCGAGUUUCCUUGGCGGAUUAGGCCCUCCAGCCCCUCUAAUGCGACUAUCUACGGGCAGAAAUUAUAAUUAUCAAUCUGAUUCAAGUCUUUCCAUGAUUUCCAGUAUCUACGAGACAAACGACAUCAUGAGCCAUGAUGUUAAUUAUGAAAAUUCGUUGAUUGAUGACGCAACAACGAUUUUCACAACGAAAUCCAACAUCCCGGACUUAUCGAGUCUGAUCAACAAAUGCCGGCAAAUGUCUAUAAAAAUACUGUAUCGAAUUCAAAGGCAUCAUAUCGGGCGUCUCAUUGUUAACUCGAAGUUAAAUCCAUUAUUCAGAGUAACAUAUCAAACAGCGAAGCAGGAACUAUUCAAUUCUUCGGAUAACACUUCUACCUUAAAUUCUAAUGGCCAUACCUUGCCUCAACCGAAUCAAUAUCUUCCCUCUACUCCUCCUGUAAGCGCCGACGCCAUAAAACCUAGAAAUAGCCUCAGACAUUCCACAGCAUCCUCUCCAAAGCUGGAGAGUUCGAUGAAACUCUCAGUUAGCAGAAGAGAUCUUUUAAAGGAUUUGAGUUUAAUAAAUGUAGACUCAGAAACAAAUGGUCUUCCUGCUCUUACAAAUACACCAAACAGACAUGAUCUUUUGGAGAGUCUCGCAAAGUUAGAAAUAUCACCAAAACAACAAAAUAACUUAUAG
Kluyveromyces marxianus DMKU3-1042 is the source of this 2766-nucleotide messenger RNA. It is a transcript of the gene AFI1, whose product is annotated as Afi1p. Gene Ontology annotation, biological process: actin cortical patch localization; cellular bud site selection. The transcript has a single exon. Bases 1 to 2766 code for a protein of 921 amino acids. Gene Ontology annotation, cellular component: cellular bud neck; plasma membrane. The record is from RefSeq and is a predicted model, not a curated record. NCBI's taxonomy places the organism in Eukaryota, Fungi, Ascomycota, Saccharomycetes, Saccharomycetales, Saccharomycetaceae.